Molecule: messenger RNA, 1740 nt
Organism: Hordeum vulgare subsp. vulgare (domesticated barley)
Lineage: Eukaryota; Viridiplantae; Streptophyta; Magnoliopsida; Poales; Poaceae
Exons: 1
Coding region: 20-1714 (564 amino acids)
Molecular function (GO): protein binding
Source: RefSeq, a predicted model, not a curated record
UACAAGACAGUUGCUCUCAAUGUUGGUCGAAAAGUACUUCACCGACUUGCAUCGUGAAAUCGAGCCUGCAGCAACGCGUCAACUUGGGUGUAUCUCGACAGGACCAACAACACCCACAUCCUCUCGACACUACUCGGCUCGUCGCGCUGUCGGGGGCAGAAGCGGGACGAAUCGGAAUCGAUUCCGGCGCCUGCGGCUGCACGCUGCCGGCGGUGACGACCGGAUCAGCGCCCUCCCCGAUGAUCUGCUCCUCCUCGUCCUGCGUCGCGUGGACUCCCGCACGGCGCUCGGCACAGGGUUGCUAUCCAGUCGCUGGGCUCACCUCCCACGCGAGCUCCCUACCCUCGACUUGAGGGUCACCGACAUAUUACCGCGGCGCUACUAUCGUUGGCUCCUCCUCCACAGCGACAUUUAUCGUAAAGGAUCUCAUAUGCUAUACUACGGAUUCGGCGGCAUAAAGAAGAAACUCAUGCCUGACAUCAGGAGAUACCAGCGCCGCGCCAUGCGCGCCUUGUCCACAUCCGUCAAUAGUCUCUUGGACGCCGACGACACCGUCCAACCUCGCCGGAAAGUUGAUAGGCUGAGGCUCGACUUCUUCAUUACCAACAACACAGCCUGCAUGAACCGGCUAAUUUCCAAGGCCAUGGAUGCUUGGGGGGUCAAUGAACUCGAGGCUGUUGCUAAGCCAAUUCACUGGCAUCUAACAGUACACACUUUUCCCACCCAUGGCCUCUGCCAAGAUCCCCGCUCCUCAUCCCUGAGGAGCCUUAAGCUUGGAGGUUGCCUGCUCCCGCCGCUGCACGAAUACAGCGCGCUCUCUACGCUCGUCCUGCAAGACAUACCGGAGUUGUCCGCGGCAGCCUACGAGCGCAUCUUUACCUCGUGCACGCGCCUACUGCUGCUUCACCUCAACUCUUGCAGUUGCGGCCAGGGCAUGGGCACGGUCGUGGUGGUGGACGCCCCCAGCUCAGAGAUCAGAGAGCUCGUCGUCCACAAGUGCAGAUUCUCCAUGUCGAUGAGGGCACUUCCCAAACUCGAGAGCCUAGCCUCGUUCGAGACCAGGGUGCAGUUCGAAUCAACUUCAUUUCCCUGCCUCAGGCGAUGGAACCUCGCAUGUGACCUCGGUGUCAGAUCGAAAGGAUUCCGCAAAUACUGUGCGCAGCACCUAGAACUGGAUUUGUUUCUUGAAUGCACCCCGGAUAUAAGCGACCUGAUUAUCCGCUUCACCGGACCUGACAGAUGGAUCGAGCCAUCUAGCUCUCCGUCGUCAUUACUGUUACCUAACCUCAGGCGGCUGCUGGUCGCCGAUGUGCCUUCGUCAUGGGAUGUGUCAUGGCCUCGUCUUCUCCUUGAGGUGGCACCCUCCCUCGAGAUCUUCCACAUUCACAUUGCCCCUUCCAUGGACGAGCCGGGCGAUGAGAUAUCCUGGCAGCCCGCAAACCUUCGGCGGCAUCACCUCAAGGAAUUUGUAAUGUCUGGUUUUGAGGGAACGGAACAACAGAUUUACCUAGUCAAGUUUGUCAUGGGAGUAUGUACGACGCUGAGCCGUGUCGCCAUGUUCAAGAGUGGACAUGCUCUGGAUAAGGGGCACUGGGAAUGGGAGAUGGUGACGCAGCAAAGCACAUGGACUGAAGAAGAGAAGGGCCCGUUGCUGGAGCACAUCAUGGACGGGGUUUCUUCCUCCACAACUCCUCUUCAACUCAUCUUCGGCUGAUGUACUCGUGUUUGUUCAUGUCUCGC